Molecule: messenger RNA, 1558 nt
Organism: Cuscuta epithymum
Lineage: Eukaryota; Viridiplantae; Streptophyta; Magnoliopsida; Solanales; Convolvulaceae
Source: the annotation of a GenBank genome assembly
AAUUUUCCGUACCAUAGGGACUACCUUCUCAAACGUAGACACGCCCACAACCAAUUCUGAUCAUCUUCUCUGAACAGACUAGCUAUUCCCCACGGUGUUCGGCGGGCGGGGAACUUUGAUUUGUGAAGUCGUGUAUGGAGGAAUGAUGGAAACUUUGCACAGGAGGAUAGAGACAUGGAUCAAAGAUCAGAGUGCAAGGAUAAUGAGCCUCACCCGGCCGCCCCUGCAGUGGCCAAUGGCGGUGAAGUGGCCUUGGGGCGAUGGCAAAGAGCAGAGGAAGAGAGUUCAGGAGGAGUUUGAACGGAGAAAGAAGCAACUCAAGGAUCUCUGCUUCGCCGUUAAGGCUGAAUCUGUCUCCGAUUUGCAGGAUAUCCUUUGCUGCAUGGUGCUGUCUGAGUGUGUUUACAAGAAAAAUGGAACUGAAAUUAUACGAGUGGUGAACAAGUUUAUGGCUGACUUUGGAGGAAACGUUUCUAUAGAACGUGUUCAACCCUCUUCUGAUCAUGUUCCACACAGGUAUUUGCUAGCUGAAGCAGGUAACACCUUAUUUGCUUCAUUUGUUGGGACCAAGCAAUACAAGGAUGUCAUGGCUGAUGUGAAUAUAUUUCAAGGUGCCAUAUUUCAUGAAGAUCCCACAGGAGACUUUAACGAGAACGAAUCCACAGAAGUGGACAGUCAGAAGAACAGCGUUGAAAAUUUCUCAAAAUCUAUGGACUUGAUGCCUAAACCAACAAAACCUAUGCCAAAACCAGCAGUUCACAAGGGAUUCUUGGCUCGUGCUAAAGGAAUACCUGCAUUGGAGCUGUACAGGCUUGCGCAGAAAAAGAAGCGGAAACUUGUGUUGUGUGGCCAUUCACUUGGUGGAGCUGUCGCAGUCUUAGCUACUCUUGCCAUUUUAAGGGUUGUUGCUGCUUCAUCAAGAGAGCAUGAAAAGGUUCAGGUGAAAUGUGUCACUUUCUCCCAGCCACCAGUUGGAAAUGCUGCUUUAAAAGACUAUGUGAAUAGCAAAGGGUGGCAGAACUACUUUAAAACCUAUUGUAUUCCAGAAGAUUUGGUGCCUCGUAUAUUGUCUCCUGCAUAUUUUCACCACUAUAGUACCCAGUCGCUACCAACACAUUCUGAUGCUAGUGGCUCGCUAUCUAUAUCAAAACCAAAAGGGGCUGAUAAGAAGAAUGGUGAAAGAGGAAAAGAAAAGGAUGGGGAGCAACUAGUUCUCGGUGUAGGUCCUGUUCAGAACCCAUUUUGGAGACUCUCUAGGCUUGUGCCUUUAGAAGGUGUGAGAAGUCAGCUCUAUAAGUACAGAAGGAAGAAGGAUGGACCUCUUGAAUCAUCUGCUAACAGUGCUUCAGCAUUACCAUCAUCUCUUAAUGAUAUAUCUACCCCACAGUCUCUUGAAAUCCAGGAAGGCUCUGACGGAAUCACUCUUCAACCAUUGCCUCAGGCAAAUGAAUAUAUUUCUGGUGACCUGAAGAAUGGAAAAUCUUCUGCCAGUAAUGGGGAGAAGAGGGCACGAAGAAUAAUUCCUUCAUUACCUUCAUAUGUACCGUUCGGUCAGGUU